This is a messenger RNA of Rana temporaria (common frog), 2689 nucleotides long. RefSeq names its product protocadherin gamma-C5-like. Gene Ontology annotation, biological process: homophilic cell-cell adhesion. Lineage: Eukaryota; Metazoa; Chordata; Amphibia; Anura; Ranidae. Gene Ontology annotation, cellular component: plasma membrane. Gene Ontology annotation, molecular function: calcium ion binding. The record is from RefSeq and is a predicted model, not a curated record.
ACAUGAGGGCAGACAUGUCAUCUGUACAUUUCAUAUAGCUUCUGCAAUAUAUCUGCUCAAGUCAUCUCUGCACUCUCUUAUUCUCCUCCCCCUGGCUCAGUGAUUCACCCUCCCAUCGCUUCUCUCACACACAAAGGACUGCUUCGUUAGGGAUCCUGAGGAUGUUUUUGCUACAUAUGGAUUAUUUUAGCUAUAAAACACAUAUGAAUUUAUAAACAACAGGCAGUGUGGAUUAUAAAGGAUCUAUGAUACAGCAAAUAUCAAGGAAACAUUGUAAGAUAUGGACAUCAGAGACUGCUGUCUGUGUUGGAAAUGGCAAGUAGCUUUCUCCCUUCUCCUUUGUAGCUGGGGCUGGGUCUCUGGGCAGCUUCGUUAUUCUAUUGUGGAGGAGUCUGAUCCAGGGACAUGGGUAGGAAAUGUAGCUCAGGAUCUGGGAAUAAAACGUGCAGAGAUUUCUCUGCGCAGAUUACAUUUAUCAUCUGUGAAAUACCAAAAAUAUUUUACUAUAAGUAGGGAAAAUGGGGGUUUGGCUAUUAAUGACAGGAUUGAUAGAGAGCUUAUGUGUGGAUCCAGUGUGCAUUGUGUGCUAAGUCUAGAGGUGGUUGCUGAAAACCCUUUAGAGUUUUUCAGCUUAGACAUAGAGAUUCAGGAUAUCAAUGAUAACUCCCCAAUAUUUUUAUCUAAUAAACGCAAUAUUGAGAUUACAGAGUUAAUUGCAAGUCCUGGUGAUAGGUUUUCCUUAGAUAUUGCUAAGGAUUUGGAUGUGGGUAUUAAUGGUGUUAGUCAGUACAUAUUAAAUACAAAUCCUUAUUUUUCAUUGUCUGUAAAGAAUCGUAAGGAUGGCACUCUCAUCCCUCAGCUGAUAUUAGAGAAGGUGUUAGAUAGGGAGGAGAAACAAGAACACAAUCUUAUUCUCACUGCUAUAGAUGGCGGAGAACUGUCUAGAUCAGGAUCCUGUCAUAUCACAAUAACAGUGUUAGAUAUUAAUGAUAAUCGACCAGUCUUUGAUCGACCAGUAUACAAGAUCAAUCUAAGGGAAAAUAUCCCUUUAAAUACGGUUAUAUUAACUUUAAAUGCUUCAGAUCUGGAUGAGGGAGAAAAUGGUGAAAUACUGUAUUAUGUUGAUGAACACACAUCAGAAUCUGCUAGAGAAAAAUUUGCUCUGAAUGAACAGAAUGGUCAGAUUUAUAUUAAUGGAUCUGUUGAUUUUGAGGAAGUACAUUUUUAUGAAAUUUCCAUCAAAGCAGUAGACAAAGGACUCCCUAAACUGGAAGGUGACUGUGUGGUUCAUAUAGAAGUAGAAGAUGUAAAUGACAAUUAUCCUGAGAUUUCUUUUGCUUCCAUGGCAAAUGAGAUUCCAGAAAAUGCUCCUUUGGCAACUACUGUUGGAUUUAUUAUUGUGGUAGAUAAGGAUUCUGGGAAAAACGGAGAGAUACAACUGGAUGUAACUCCCAAUAUUCCAUUUAAAAUCAGAUCUAUAAAAAAUCGUUAUUUAUUGGUCACUGAUGGAAUUUUGGAUAAAGAAAAAUUAUCUCAAUACUCUAUAGAACUGACAGCUUCUGAUUUAGGAUCUCCAGUUUUGUCUAGCAAGACAACUGUCAUUCUCAGGGUUUCUGAUGUGAAUGAUAAUGCACCAAUAUUUUUACAGUCUACUUAUAAUGCUUUUAUUAAGGAAAGCAGUGACCCAGGAACUCUUCUGUGCACCGUGUCUGCUACUGAUGCAGAUGAGGGGGUUAACGCUGAUCUGGUAUACUCUGUAGUGGAAACCCAGAUAGAUGGAUCAUCUGUAUCUUCUUUUGUUUACAUAAAUUCUAAUAAUGGUGAUAUAUAUGCUCAGCGUUCCUUUGACUAUGAGCACAUUCAGAUUCUACAAAUUACAAUGAAAGUAGAGGAUUCUGGAUCUCCAAAGUUACUUUCUACUGUCCCUGUCUUUAUAUUCAUAUUGGAUACAAAUGACAAUUCCCCCACCCUGUUGUACCCAGAACACUCUGAGGAUCUCAUUGUCCAAGAGAGGAUUCCAAAAUCUAUAACUGCUGGAUAUCUGGUGACAAAACUGACUGCAGUUGAUCUGGACUCCGGUCACAAUGCCUGGUUGGCCUUUAACCUCAUUGACCCUGGUAGUUCUUCUCUAUUCCAAGUGUCUAAACAUACAGGAGAGGUCAGGACUGUACGAGGAUUUCAGGAAACAGAAAAUACAGAGCAGCAAAUUAUCAUUUCUAUUAUUGACCAUGGGGAUCCCCCAUUAUCUACUACUAUUACUGUACUUGUAAGUAUAGCAGAUGAUGUUGUAGUAGAAAGACCCAAAUCUGGAGAUUUCCUCAGAAAUUCCAAACCCCCAUCAGAUAUGACUUUAUAUUUAAUUGUUUCUCUUGUGGCUAUCAGUUUAGUUUCCCUUGUGACUUUCUUCAUAUUAUUAGUGAAAUGUCUAAGAAAGGAAAGUUAUGGUUAUAGCAGCAGUUGCUGUUAUCUUAAUGGAUCUGAAUCAAAAUCAUACAUGGAUCAGUAUCAGCCAGCUCUUUUCCUGAACACAUGGAACCCUAAAAUACAUGGAGGUCAGGAUGGUUCCUCCAGGGGUACAAGGACAAUGUUAUCAAACUAAUGUGCCCCCAGCCCCACAACAGCGGGAUUCUGCUUUUCUUCAGGCUCUUGAUUUUCCCCAGUUACGGGAACUAGUUAAAGACAACGAUAC